Messenger RNA from Phlebotomus argentipes, 1047 nucleotides. RefSeq names its product phospholipase A1 VesT1.02-like. Gene Ontology annotation, molecular function: lipase activity. The transcript is spliced from 3 exons. The record is from RefSeq and is a predicted model, not a curated record. The coding region runs from base 1 to 1047 and encodes 348 amino acids. Gene Ontology annotation, biological process: lipid metabolic process. NCBI's taxonomy places the organism in Eukaryota, Metazoa, Arthropoda, Insecta, Diptera, Psychodidae.
AUGAAGGUUCUCGCUGUGAUCGUGCUUCUCUGCCUCGGAGUGCACUCCAUCCCACUGGAAUCUCCUCCGAGUCCUCCAGUCGUGCUUAGUCAUGGAAACCAGGUGAAAGAGCCCGAAUACGCAAUGGUUCCUGAUGCUGAAGGAUACAUGCAUCUAGUGGACAUCAAUGCUGAGCUCAGCGAGCCCGAAACCUUCUUCGAGGCUGAGCGGGAUGUUGUCUUCAGGCUCUUCACGCACACAGUGAGUAAUCGCGUGGUUCAGCUGGACAAUCCCGGUUCCUUGACUGGAUCCAGCUUCAACGCCAAUCACCCAACGCGUUUCAUCAUUCACGGCUGGAACGGAGACGGAAAUUCGGGCAUCAACAACGCCAUCCGCACGGCUUACCUCGCUCGAGGGGACUUCAACGUCUUCGUCGUGGAUUGGGGCGCAGGAGCCAACUCGAACUACGUCACAUCGCGCAACAGAGUGGAUGCCGUGGGUAGGGCUCUGGCCAGAUUCAUAAUCUUCCUCAAUGAUCACACUGGCAUGGCUCUGACCAACGUAAAUGUAGUUGGACACAGUUUGGGUGCUCAUAUCGCUGGAAUCGCAGGAAAGAACACACUCGUGAGAGGAGGAAUUUCAGUGAUUGUGGGUUUGGACGCCGCCUUCCCGCUAUUCUCCGCCGAUCGUCCGUCUGAGCGUCUCCAUAAUGGCGACGCAAGAUAUGUGGAAUCAAUGCACACGAACGCGGGACUUCUUGGCUUUGACACUCCCUUGGGAGAUGCCAGCUUCUAUCCCAACUAUGGAAGGAGUCAACCUGGCUGUGGCAUCGAUCUGGCUGGAAACUGUGCUCACAGUCGCGCUCAUCAAUUCUACGCCGAGAGCAUCACCACUGAUCGUGGCUUCUGGGCGCGUCCUUGCGCCGAUUUCAGCAACAUCCUGAACGAGAACUGCCAGGCGAUUGGAGUGGAGACUUUGAUGGGCGGCGAGCCGGCCAACGUCAACGCUCGGGGAAUCUUCUGGUUGCGCACCAACAGCAACAGUCCCUUUGCCAUGGGGCGCAUCUGA